ACAACAGUUUGAGGCUGGAGUCUCUGCGGUCACCCUGACAUUGCCACCACAUUCCCACCAGCUCAAAUCAGUCUGUAAAGACUUUUAGCAUAACGCUGGGGGGGAUUAAAAGAAUUAAGUAACAACAAGAAAAAGAAGAGAGCGAGAAUGCUAAAGAGGUUGACAAGAGGAUUGUGGAACUAUCGCAGCAUCACCCUGAUCGCUCUGACACCGCUUCUACUGCUUCCUCUUCCUCUUGUCAUCAGGACGAAGCAGGCAGAAUGUGCCUUUGUAUUGCUGCUGAUGGCGACGUUCUGGGUGACGGAAGUGAUUCCUUUGUCCAUGACCGCCAUGAUCCCCGCAGUCUUCCUCCCCAUGUUUGGCAUCAUGAAGUCCUCGGAUGUGGCGAAGGAGUACUUUAAAGACUUCCACUUCUUGCUGGUGGGCGUCACCUGCCUUGCCACUUCCAUUGAGAAGUGGGGUCUCCACCGCAGAAUCGCCUUAAGGCUAGUCAGCAUGGUGGGAGUCAACCCUGCAUGGUUGAUGUUGGGCUUCAUGUCUGGCUGUGCAUUCCUCUCCAUGUGGGUCCAAAACACCUCGGCUGUUACUAUGGUGAUGCCUAUUGUAGAGGCUGUUCUUCAACAGAUACUGAAGGCCAAGGAGGGGGAGUGUGCUGGAAAAGACAACCUGACUCUGGAACUGGACGAAACUGACAGCCGUGUUGAAAAGUUGAAAGACGUUAUGAGUGAUCAGAGGCAUCCAGAUGUUCCUGUGGAGACCUUCACAUGUGUUCAGAUACAGACAGCAUCAAAGCCUGCUGCAGCUCAGGUUGUUGUAUGUGAGCCUGCGGCUUCCAGCAAGAGUCAUCGCGACCUGAUGAUUUGUAAAGCCAUGUGCAUCGGCAUUGCCUACUCCUCUAACAUUGGCGGCAUCUCCACGCUGCCUGGCACGUCACCCAACCUCAUCUUCUCCGAGUACCUCACCCAGGUUUACCCAAACUGCAACUGCAUUAACUUCGGCAACUGGCUCCUGUUGUGCCUUCCCAUCAGUGUUAUCAUGCUGCUGCUGACAUGGAUAUGGCUGUACUGGCUCUUCAUCGGCUCAGACUUCAAGUUCCUGUGGCGAUGUAAAGAAGAGCCGUGUGAGAGCGAGAAAGCAGCAAGACAAGUCAUAGAAGACGAAUACAGGUCGCUGGGCCCCAUGAGUUCUCGGGAGAUCUUCACUGGGGUGGUUUUCCUGUUGAUGGUGUUGUUGUGGUUGACCAGAUCUCCGGGUUUCAUGCCAGGCUGGGCUUCUCUCUUCCCUCAUCACUCGGGCUACAUCACUGAUGCCACCGUGGCUCUGCUGCUGGGCCUCCUCUUGUUCAUCGUACCUGCCUACGGGCCAUCCAGAAAAUAUGAGGCUAUGAUCUCCUGGAACGAGUUCCAGUCUACCAUGCCAUGGAAAGUGGCCCUGCUGGUCGGCGGAGGCUUCGCACUCGCUGAAGGCACGGAGGUGUCGGGCCUGUCUUUGUGGGUGGCCCAGCUGCUGACACCUCUGGGUGAUCUGCCAGUCUUUGCCACUAUCACGGUUGCCUGCAUCAUCGUCACCACGGUAACAGAGGUGGCCAGCAAUGCCGCGACCAUCACCAUCUUCCUCCCCAUCCUCUCUCCUCUGGCAGAGGCCAUCCAUGUCAACCCGCUGUAUGUCCUGAUCCCCACCACCUUGUGCACAUCCUUCUCCUUCCUGCUUCCAGUAUCCAACCCGCCCAAUGCCAUCGUGUACGCAUAUGGACACAUCAGCACUGUGGACAUGGUGAAGGCGGGGCUUGGUGUCAAUAUAAUUGGCGUUCUUGCUGUCCUGUUGGCUGUGGGGACAUGGGGCGUCCCUUUAUUCUCUCUGGAUACAUACCCUGGGUGGGCACCAGUCCUCCCUGGGUUCAACUCCACAGCACCAUGAUGUUUUUUUUUUUUUGGACCACGAACAUUUUAAAAACGUUUUCUCCUAGAUGGCCUCCAUCCCUCCCAGGAAGGUCCACACCUUUUAUUGACCAACACUGAACUGGCUUUGCACUCCUCUAGGGAUUUUAUCUCCAUACUCGCUCCAUAACUAACAUGAUGGGGAUGUCAAGUUUGGGAUGAUGAGCUUUGGACUGGUUGUAGUUGUACCUGUCGGACAGGACUUUCCUAAUUAGAGUAAUUAUGCCCCAUCAACUUAAUAUUUGUGAUGCUCCCCAAGGUCCUGUCCUGGAUCAUUUAUUUAUUCAAUUUAUUAUUAUUAUAUUAUAUUUAGGAGCUUCUGUUUCAAGACAAGUACCUUACUUUGUACUUUUACUACCUUACCUUGCCAAUGUAUAUAACAUCUGUGUUUUUGCUUUCUCUGUAGAUGCGCAGAUCCAAACCAACAAUGAAUUGAUCCUAUAAUCCAACAAGCUUUAUGUGUGCUGUAUACAUUAUAAUCUCUAAGUACUCUGGUAGAGUAUAAUUAAUGAACUGGUGUCAGUAACUGCAACAGAGGUAACAAACCAAAAUAAAGCCUGGAAAUCUUGAAACUGAACCAAACUGAGAAUAAAACAUCAGCAAUUAAAAACAUGAAGCUAAUUUUCUGUCUUUCCAGUAUGGCUAAGGCACAGAAGUUGUGUGUCCAGCUAUUUGUUGUGUAUAUAUUGCCCUUGUUGCCCUGUAAUCUCCUGUACUCCUGACUAAUUUGACUGAUCAGUGGUAAAAGACUCCAGAGAAACACUGACCUCCAGUGGCUGCCGUGUCUGAAAGUUUCAGCCUCUAAUCUUAACACAGGCGAUCUUCAUGUACUGUGAAUAGACAGAACACUGAACUGACACCAGUGCUAAUGCAGCAGCCCUGCA
This is a messenger RNA of Larimichthys crocea (large yellow croaker), 2821 nucleotides long. It is a transcript of the gene slc13a1, whose product is annotated as solute carrier family 13 member 1. Gene Ontology annotation, molecular function: sodium:sulfate symporter activity. Gene Ontology annotation, biological process: sulfate transmembrane transport; sodium ion transport. The transcript has 15 exons. The record is from RefSeq and is a predicted model, not a curated record. Gene Ontology annotation, cellular component: plasma membrane. The coding region runs from base 148 to 1917 and encodes 589 amino acids. Lineage: Eukaryota; Metazoa; Chordata; Actinopteri; Sciaenidae.